AGGACCUAUUAGAGCUGGGCCCCGGCGCCGGUGACUCAGUGUUCGCGGGAGCGCCGCACCUACACCGGCCAACCCAGAUCCCGACGUCCGACUGCGCCCGGCCCAGCUCUCCGAUCCCGCUGGAGCCUGCCGCCCGCGCGCUCCGCCCCCGACCAGUCUCUGCCUGCCGUCCAAGCCCCACGCCCUCCCCGGGACCCCUGCCCUUCGGGCAGCGCUGCCACCCUGCCGGCCAUGGAGACCCCGUCCCAGCGGCGCGCCACCCGCAGCGGGGCGCAGACCACUUCCACCCCGCUGUCACCCACCCGUAUCACCCGGCUGCAGGAGAAGGAGGACCUGCAGGAGCUCAAUGACCGGCUGGCGGUCUAUAUCGACCGCGUGCGCUCGCUGGAGACGGAGAACGCAGGGCUGCGCCUUCGCAUCACCGAGUCGGAGGAGGUGGUCAGCCGCGAGGUGUCCGGCAUCAAGGCCGCCUACGAGGCCGAGCUGGGGGAUGCCCGCAAAACCCUCGACUCGGUGGCCAAGGAGCGCGCCCGCCUGCAGCUGGAGCUGGGCAAAGUGCGCGAGGAGUUUAAGGAGCUCAAGGCGCGCAAUACCAAAAAGGAGGGUGACCUGUUGGCUGCCCAGGCCCGGCUCAAAGACCUGGAAGCUCUGCUGAACUCCAAGGAGGCUGCACUGAGCACUGCUCUCAGUGAGAAGCGCACGCUGGAGGGCGAGCUGCACGACCUGCGGGGGCAGGUGGCCAAGCUUGAGGCAGCCCUGGGCGAGGCCAAGAAGCAACUUCAGGAUGAGAUGCUGCGGCGGGUGGAUGCUGAGAACAGGCUGCAGACCCUGAAGGAAGAACUGGAUUUCCAGAAAAACAUCUAUAGUGAGGAACUGCGUGAGACCAAGCGCCGCCACGAGACCCGGCUGGUGGAGAUUGAUAAUGGCAAGCAGCGAGAGUUUGAGAGCCGGCUGGCUGACGCCCUGCAGGAGUUGCGGGCCCAGCAUGAGGACCAGGUGGAGCAGUACAAGAAGGAGCUGGAGAAGACCUACUCUGCUAAGCUGGAUAAUGCCAGGCAAUCUGCUGAGAGGAACAGCAACCUGGUGGGGGCUGCCCAUGAGGAGCUGCAGCAGUCUCGGAUCCGCAUCGACAGCCUGUCAGCCCAGCUCAGCCAGCUGCAGAAGCAGCUGGCAGCCAAGGAGGCAAAGCUUCGGGACCUGGAGGAUUCGCUGGCCCGUGAGCGGGAUACCAGCCGGCGGCUGCUGGCGGAUAAGGAGCGGGAGAUGGCGGAAAUGCGCGCGAGGAUGCAGCAGCAGCUGGAUGAGUACCAGGAGCUGCUGGACAUCAAGCUGGCUCUGGACAUGGAGAUCCAUGCCUACCGCAAGCUCCUGGAGGGCGAGGAGGAGAGGCUCCGCCUGUCCCCCAGCCCCACCUCUCAGCGCAGCCGUGGCCGCACCUCUUCCCACUCAUCCCAGACGCACAGCGCCGGGGGCAGCAUCACCAAAAAGCGCAAGCUGGAGGCCACUGAGAGCCGCAGCAGCUUCUCGCAGCAUGCUCGCACGAGCGGGCGCGUGGCCGUGGAGGAGGUGGAUGAGGAGGGCAAGUUUGUGCGGCUGCGAAACAAGUCCAAUGAGGACCAGACCAUGGGCAACUGGCAGAUCAAGCGCCAGAACGGAGAUGACCCCUUGCUGACCUAUCGCUUCCCACCGAAGUUUACCCUGAAGGCUGGGCAGGUUGUGACGAUCUGGGCUUCAGGAGCUGGGGCCACCCAUAGCCCGCCUACUGACCUGGUGUGGAAGGCCCAGAACACCUGGGGCUGUGGUAACAGCUUGCGCACGGCUCUCAUCAACUCCACGGGUGAGGAAGUGGCCAUGCGCAAGCUGGUGCGCUCAGUGACUGUGGUGGACGACGACGAGGAUGAGGAUGGGGAUGACCUGCUCCACCACCACCACGGCUCCCACUGCAGCAGCUCGGGGGACCCAGCUGAGUACAACCUGCGCUCGCGCACCGUGCUGUGCGGGACUUGUGGGCAGCCAGCCGACAAGGCGUCUGCCAGCAGCUCAGCAGCCCAGCUGGGCGGAUCCGUCUCCUCUGGCUCUUCUGCCUCCAGUGUCACAGUCACUCGAAGCUACCGAAGUGUGGGGGGCAGUGGGGGUGGCAGCUUCGGGGACAACCUGGUCACCCGCUCCUACCUCCUGGGCAACUCCCGCCCCCGAACCCAGAACCCCCAGAACUGCAGCAUCAUGUAAUCUGGGACCUGCCAGGCAGGGGUGAGGGCAGAGGCCACCUGCUUCCUUUUCACCUCAUGCCCACCCCCUGCACUGCACCUCAUGGGAGCAGGCUUGAAGCCAAAGAGAAAUACCUGCUUUGGUUUUUGUUUUGGUUUUUUUCUGUAUUUUUUUUUUUUUUCUA
Messenger RNA from Octodon degus (degu), 2392 nucleotides. It is a transcript of the gene Lmna, whose product is annotated as lamin A/C. The transcript has 12 exons. The record is from RefSeq and is a predicted model, not a curated record. Lineage: Eukaryota; Metazoa; Chordata; Mammalia; Rodentia; Octodontidae. The coding region runs from base 232 to 2229 and encodes 665 amino acids.